AUGCUGCAGCAGGAGGUUGCGCCGUGCGCCUGCGGGCCGCGCUACGCCGGAGGCUGUGGCGGCCGGUGCGCGGCGUCGGCGCCGGCCUUCUCGCUGCUGUUCCCCAUGCCGAUGGGGUUGCCGCCGGAGCAGUGCUACUACUACCACGCGGAGGACGGCGGCUGCGGCGGCCCGGUCGACUGCACGCUGUCGCUCGCCACGCCGUCCACGCGCCGGGCGGGCGGUGGCGGUGGCGGUGCCGCCGUCUUGAUGGAGGAGCCCCGCCAAGAAGGCUCGCCGCGCCGGCGGUGCGCCAACUGCGACACCACGUCGACGCCGCUCUGGCGGAACGGGCCGCGGGGACCCAAGUCGCUGUGCAACGCCUGCGGGAUCCGGUACAAGAAGGAGGAGCGGCGCGCCGCGGCGGCCGUGGCGCCAGCGCCGGCGACGCAGGACAGCGGGGCCCGGCCGUACGCGUGCGGCGGCUACGCGCGACCGCCGCCGCCGCAGCAGCAGCAGCAGUGGGGAUGCUACGGCCCGGCCGCUGGGAAGUCGGCAGCAUCCUACGGGAUGUACGGUGGCGACGGCGUCGUCGACGCGGACGGGCCCUGCCUGUCGUGGAUGCUCAACGUCGUGCCCUCCUCGCCGGCGUUCGCCGUCCGGGAGAGGCACACUCUGUUCCAGUACUACUAG
This is a messenger RNA of Miscanthus lutarioriparius, 672 nucleotides long. Lineage: Eukaryota; Viridiplantae; Streptophyta; Magnoliopsida; Poales; Poaceae. The record is from the annotation of a GenBank genome assembly.